AUGGCGGACCCUCUGCCUACCCAAUCGGAAACUGCAGACCGACCGAGUCCGCCAAAACGAAAGUAUUCCCGGCCUUCGUGCGAUUCAUGCGUGCGACUAGGCGCGGAAUGUAUUUACCAGGAAAGUGAUCCCUCAACGUUUGAUCCUGCCAGUCUUGCCAUUCUAAAACGACUGGAUGAUCUGGAAGUCCUGAUUCAAACCAAAACAAACGACCCGUCUCCAUUGUCUCUGGUGGAAUUUCCAUCGACUUCGCCCUCUGACCCUCGUGGUGAUUUGAGCUCCUCUGCAACCGACCGAAGAAUUCCACGGAAACUGCCUUUUAUCACAAUUGAGACAGUCCUGGAAUGGCCCGUAUUUGAUGAUUGCAACUUUUCUCGGCAUUUCCACUUGCUGGAUGCCUUUGAAGAAAAUACACAUGACAGGGCAGGCCCAAUCUCGGUCGAUUUUGACCUGUAUAACACCGACAGUCUUUUUCGGGAGUUCUUUGACAACGUCCACAUUUUCAAUCCCACCCUAGAAGAAGAAGAGGUCAGGGAAUAUGUCAAUAUUGUUCGUUUGAAUGGUAUUGGCUGGGACGCCAUGUCCUGCCUUCUGCUGUUGAUCUAUGCCCACGGCUCUAUUGCAACUCCGUUUGUAAAGAACGGACGAGGAGUAUCACCAGCUUCAUUCGGAAAAUCAACACCUUUCCUCCAAGCUGAAGCCUACUUUUGCGCGGCGCGAAAGCGCAUGGGCCCGUUGCUCUGUAGCAGUGGUGUGAUUGAAGCGCAAUGUUUCUUCUUGGCCGGUGCUUAUCUUAUGGCAACCUUACGACCUGUCGCAGCCUGGAGAAUGUUUGUACAGGCAUUGGCCUGCUGCCAGGGGUUUUCCCUCCGGCAGAGGAAUGGCCCUCGUGGACAAAAUGAAUCGAGCACUAAACAGAGGAUCUACUGGACUUGUUUCAAAUCUGAGCUAGAACUCCGUUUGGAGUUGAACGUCUCACAAACAGGUGUCUUGGAUCUCAGCUAUCCAAUCCUAUUCCCUUCACCACCCGAGCGACUCAAAUCAAAGGAUGAAGCUACGUGGUAUUUCUAUCUCGCCGAAAUCGCUUUACGGAGGCUGAAAAACCGUAUCCUGGACUCUCUGUACCGACAUGACUCGGCAAGCCCCGAGUUCACCAUUGAACAUGCCAUCUUUGACUUUGAAGAGCAAACAGACGCAUGGCUGGCAUCACUACCCGAAACAUUAGCUCUCGGCGUGGUCAACCCCGACACAGACCAAUACGAACCCUUUCGUUUCAUCCUCAGCGGCCAUUUCCUCGACUGUCAAGAGACGAUGUACUGGCACUUUGUAGUAGAGGGCAUCCAUGGCCGAGUAUCUAGCAGCAACGAGCAUUUCGUUCGGAAGGGCUUAAAAGUAUGCGUGGACAGGAUCCAGCAAAAUAAGACGGGUUUCUAUCACCGACAUCACGGGACGUGGCUGAUGCUUCGAUCUUGUACGCGAAGCGCUUUGGUGUUGCUUGCUGCCAGACGGUGUGUCGAGCUUGCUGGGUUUCUAUCGCUGGGUUGGAAGGAAGCGGUGCUUGACGUAACGAGGAUGCUGGCUUUUUGGAAGGACGAAUCUGGGGAUAUAUUGGAGAUGCUGAACGUUUUGCAGGCAUUGCUAGAUGCUGACGAUGCAGCUAUGUGA
Messenger RNA from Penicillium cinerascens, 1665 nucleotides. RefSeq names its product fungal specific transcription factor domain-containing protein. The transcript has 6 exons. The record is from RefSeq and is a predicted model, not a curated record. NCBI's taxonomy places the organism in Eukaryota, Fungi, Ascomycota, Eurotiomycetes, Eurotiales, Aspergillaceae. The coding region runs from base 1 to 1665 and encodes 554 amino acids.